Colletes gigas is the source of this 1689-nucleotide messenger RNA. RefSeq names its product DNA polymerase delta subunit 3-like. The transcript is spliced from 2 exons. Gene Ontology annotation, molecular function: DNA-directed DNA polymerase activity. Gene Ontology annotation, biological process: DNA replication; DNA synthesis involved in UV-damage excision repair; DNA strand elongation involved in DNA replication. Bases 64 to 1395 code for a protein of 443 amino acids. NCBI's taxonomy places the organism in Eukaryota, Metazoa, Arthropoda, Insecta, Hymenoptera, Colletidae. Gene Ontology annotation, cellular component: delta DNA polymerase complex; nucleus. The record is from RefSeq and is a predicted model, not a curated record.
AAAUAACCAAUAAAUCUUAUAAUUUUGUGAAAAUACUUCUGUCGGCUAAAAAUUUGAUCAAACAUGAUUAUAGAAUCGCUGGACGAUUAUUUAGAAACUGUAGCCGGUUACAUAUUUGAUAACGAUAAGCUGGUGACGUAUAAAUGGUUAAGCAAAGAACUAGGGGUCCAUGUCAAUAUUGCAAAGCAGAUUUUAUGGGAAUUUUGGCAACGGUACAAAGAAGAAAAAGAUUUUGAUUGUACUUUUUUAUUGAUUGGCGUCUUACACGACGGCGGUAUGCGUGUAGAAGUUUUAAAAGAAAAAGACCUAUCGAUGGCGAAAGAAAAAUUUACCAAAAUUAUAUCCGAACACAUUUAUAGUCUCCAAAAAAUACUUCCGGAGUUACAGAUGCUUGGACUCGCUGAAAAUGGAGACUGUAAAUAUAGUGCAAUUAAAUUACUGGAAUGUAACGAGCGUAGCGACGAAGAAAUGUAUAUUCUACGUUGGGGUACUAAACAGAAAGCAACUGAAAUACCAUCUGUCCCUCAAAAGAAAGUAGAAUCGAUAACCGAAUCUAUCAAAGAAAAGAAACAAAAGAGUCCGGAGAAGAAGUCUGAAAUUGCAAAGAAAAAUGCUCAAAAGAGUCCAGAGAAGAAAUCUGAAAUUGCAAAGAAAAAUGCUCAAAAGAAGGGUUUCAAUCAUUUGUUUGAGAAAGUUGGCAACAAACAAAAGAGUCCCCCAUCUACGUCAUCUAAUGCAAAGAAAAUGGAAGUGGAUACUUCCAAUCAAAUACAAAAACCAUUGUCUAAGGAAGUUACAUCCAAGUUACCAGAGAAGACUGAGAAGAAGGGUGGACUCGAUAGCUUUUUACAGCAAGGUAAAAAUGCCAAAAAAAUUGGAAAUUCAGUGCCUCUGGAAGUAAAGGAAAGCAAGAAUUCGACUGUAAAGAAAAUUACAGAGAAGAACGUUACGUCGGAAAGUAACAAUAAGAAAAAGAAAAGUACGCGUGGAAAGAAACGUAAUCGAAGCAAGGAAGCUGAUACUGCUGCGAAGAAGAGGAAACGCAUUAUGAUACAGAGCGAUUCCAGUGGUACGGAAUUGUCUGACGAAGAACAAGAAGAAGCAUUGGAAGAACCACCCACGCCUGAAAAAGCUUCUAUAAGAAUGCGUUCCCCCUCUCCACCGAAGGUCAAAAUCGAAGGCGGUAAACACAAAGUCUUAAAGAUGGUAGAUAAAACAUUUGAGGAAGACGGAUAUCUUGUAACAAAAAAAGUGCAUGUUUAUGAGAGUUGUUCCGACGAUGAUUCAGAAAAAAUAGAAGUAAAGAAGUCUCCCGUGUCUGAACCACCCCCAGAACCAAAAGGGAAGAAAAACAAUAAACAAACAACUCUGAUGAACUUUUUUACGAAAUCGUAGCAUACUAUAUCGCCUUCUAUAACUUAUAAAAUGUUGUUAUCUCAACAUUUUACAGUAUUAAUAUAUCCUGUAUAAAAUACGAAUAAAAAUUAGUGUACACUUAUUGAAUGUAAAUAGUUCGUAGACAGUUAUCUUAAGAUCGAAAUUAUUUCGUCGAUUUUAGGUAUUAAAGAAGAUAUCGUGACGUAGAUAUAGAAUCAUCAGCUAAACACAUUUAUCAGAUAUGUUAUCACAAGCAAACCUAAGCUCGUGCUACACCCUACUAAAUAUGAGUAAUAAGUAAUCAUACUGUGA